AUGGCCAGAUUAGCCAUGGUUGUAAUGCUCAUCUUCCUUGUGAUAACCAUGCCAUUGGCUCAAACCCAAGAAGAUGGGAGUGAUCAAGUAAGCUGGGCAAAUAGAAAUGAUAAUGGAAAAGAGACGGUGACAAACCUUCAGUUCUAUUUCCAUGACACACUCAGUGGAAAGAACCCAAGUGCAGUGCGGGUGGCUCAAGCUAACCAGACCAACACUUCACCCACUGGUUUUGGUGUUCUCAUGAUGGUUGAUGAUCCUUUAACCGUGGCACCUGACCCGAAUUCGAAGCUCGUGGGCCGAGCCCGAGGAUUUUAUGGUUCUGCUGGACAGACAGAGCUUGCUCUGAUCAUGGUCAUGAACUUUGGGUUUACAGGUGGUAUAUAUAACGGUAGCUCUUUCACCAUUGCCACCCUAAAUCCUGCUCUCAAUCCGGUUCGUGAGUUGUCGAUCGUCGGUGGCACCGGUAUCUUCCGAUUGGCACGGGGUUAUGUCAUAGCCCGUACCUAUUCGCUUGACCCUACCACGGGUAAUGCCAUAGUGGGUUACAAUGCCACACUUGUUACUUUUAUUUGA
Messenger RNA from Ilex paraguariensis (yerba mate), 573 nucleotides. NCBI's taxonomy places the organism in Eukaryota, Viridiplantae, Streptophyta, Magnoliopsida, Aquifoliales, Aquifoliaceae. The record is from the annotation of a GenBank genome assembly.